GAGUAAAUAAAAAUAUGAUAUUUUAAAAAUGAAAAAAAGAAAAGAAAAUUUCAGUCACCACCGUACCGGCAUUCACCCACUUGAAGCAAUCCCGCCACCGCGCGCCCGCCCUUUCAUACUUCUCAUCCGUUUCUCUCCUUCCAAUUUCCGUUGAUUUUCACUCUCAUGAGUUUCCAUGGCUUUCCAGAAGAUCGAAGCAACCAAUUUCUAUACGGUUCUUCUAUGGUUUAUGGUCUACGCAAUAACUCACUGCUUUGCGGAAUCGUCGACGUGCUUGAUGGUGUACAAGGAAGGCGGCGCUCCGGCGGUAUUUCAAUCCCCGAAAUGCCCUCUUUGGAAGCUCUCUGACUACACUUUUCAAUCUCCCAAUGCCCCUCAUUGCCAAAUUGCAAUGCAUCAGGGUCGAAGAAAGUAUCAGGAGGAUCGCGCUCUUUGUGCUCUCGACGUCCGAAUUCCCUUCCUAAGUAAAACAGGUCUUAUGGAGGUGCCUGUGGGAAUUAUAGCAGUUUUUGAUGGUCAUAAUGGUGCUGAAGCUAGUGAGAUGGCUUCAAAGAUUUUGUUGGAGUAUUUUGUUGUGCAUACUUAUUUUCUUCUUGAUGCCACUUAUUCUGGAAUUUUCAAGAGACCCUUUAAGACAUUUUCGAAUGAGAGGGAACAUGGUGCCAUCUUUAAUCAACUUAAUUGGAGGGAAAAAAUUAGUAACCGUGAUCUAGAACUUGGAAGGCUCAAAUACUUACUUCCAGCCGAUUUUGAUGAUGAUUUUCAUUUGGAAAUUCUGAAAGAAGCACUGUUGAGAGCUAUACAAGAUGUUGAUAAAACAUUUUCCAAGGAAGCACAUAAAAAUAAUCUCGUUUCCGGUUCUACUGCUACUGUUAUAUUAUUAGCCGAUGCACAAAUUUUGGUUGCAAACAUUGGUGACUCAAAGGCUUUCUUGUGCUCUGAAAAAUUUCAGUCACCUGCAGAGGCUAAAGCCACCUUUUUAAGGUUAUACAAGCAAAAAAGAUAUAGCGGUGCCUCACGUGCAAGGGGUUAUGGAAAUUCUCGACCAGAUUCAUAUGAUGGGCUGAAGCAUUUUUAUGUCAAAGAAUUGACAAGAGAUCAUCAUCCAGAUAGAGAGGAUGAAAGAUCUAGGGUGGAGAUUGCUGGGGGUCAUGUUGUUGAUUGGGGUGGUGUACCAAGAGUAAAUGGUCAGUUGGCAAUAAGCAGAGCAAUUGGUGAUGUGUCUUUCAAAAGUUAUGGGGUUAUAUCUGCACCGGAGGUAACUGACUGGCAACCUUUGUCUACUAACGAUAGCUUUUUGGUGGCUUCAUCUGAUGGCAUUUUUGAGAAACUGAGCUCACAAGAUGUUUGUGAUUUGUUGUGGGAAAUACACAAUGAUGGCAUGUCAAGUUUUGAACAUUCUCCUUCAUGCUCAUACUCACUGGCGGAUUGCAUUGUUAGCACUGCAUUUGAACGGGGAAGUAUGGAUAACAUGGCUGCUAUUGUGGUUCCUUUAAGACCUGGUAGUUCUUCUCGUAGAUUUCAGGAGGGGAGCUUUGUUGCACAGAGAGACUCAAGUUUUCCCAUAUCUGGAAUAGAAAAUCUUAUUAAAGAGCACUCAGGCAAGGGUAUCUCUUCCAGUGCCAUGCAACUGGAGCAUUCUCAUCCAGUUAUGUCUAAGUUCAACAGAUUAUUGGUUGAAGGAAGACAUAAUAAUCUGGGAUGUUUUUAUCUGUCUGAGAAUCUGGAUGAGUACAAGGAUUACAUAUUGCGAACUCAAAAUGAAGAAGAAGAAUAUGUAUGUGAUCUACCCCAUGCUCUUCCAGAUUCCUUCAAUCAGCAAUAUGGUGGAUCUGUAAAUGUGUACACUGACCAAAGCUUGUGCUUUCAUCUUGGGAUGAUUGGAGCUAAAGAUCAGUGCUUUAAUCCUGAAGGCUUCGCUAGUUUUAUUGGUUUGCUUGAAUCAAUUCCUUUUCACGAUCCUGGUCCAGAUUAUCAACUAUUUGAGCAUUCACCAUCUGUAUUGAGGUAUGUGUUGAAGAAAAGGUUUGCUCGUGGUUCCUAUGGUGAAGUAUGGCUGGCUUUUCAUGGAAACUGUCAGGAAGCAUUUAGUUCAGUAGGAGAGAAUGAUAAUGUUUCGUGCAACUCAUCUUUUGAAGACAUCAAUGCCAGAAAUUAUGGCUGCUCUUCAAAUAGUUCUCAAGCCUAUUCUCUGGAGAAUAACUUGUUCAUCAUGAAACGUGUUAUGGUCGAAAGAGGUGCCGGAAUCUAUUUGAGUGGCUUACGGGAGAAAUAUUUUGGUGAAAUAUUUUUUAAUGCUUCUACAUGCCUGGGAGAUGUGUUAUCAACUGGAACAUCAAACUUUGUCUUUGAAGAAUCACCAUGGGGAUCUAAAGACUUAUUGACAAAGGAUGAAUCACUGUGUCAUAAAGUAGGGGAAACUAGGCAUUUUGAAAAUAUUUCUCCCAAUCGUUUUCAGGCAAAUAGAGUUAUCUAUGAAGAAGGUUUAAAUCAUAUUGUGAGAUAUGUUGAAUCUUUUGAAUCUCGGUCUAAUGAAAUAUGGCUUGUAUUUCAUUACGAAGGCACUUCCCUCUCAAAGCUCAUGUAUUCUAUUGAAAAUGCUGAUGAAGAGAAAGUUGAGCAGAAAAACCACGUUCAAAUUCUGCGACCUUCUAAGUGGUGGCAUUGGUUGAAAACAACAGAAGCAGGACAAGAGGAGAUGAAAAAUUUAAUACGUCAGUUGUUGAUGGCACUCAAGUCUUGUCAUGACCGCAAUAUCACUCACAGGGACAUUAAACCUGAGAACAUGGUGAUAUGCUUUGAAGAUCAGGCUACUGGAAAAUGCUUGAAUGAAAGUCGAAUGGAAGAUGAGAACGUCUCUACUAAAAUGCGCAUUAUUGACUUUGGUAGUGCUAUUGAUGAAUUCACAGUUAAGCAUCUUUAUGGGUCUAUGGGGCCUUCUAGAGCGGAACAGACUUAUGAUUACACACCUCCUGAAGCCUUGCUAAAUUCAAGUUGGUAUCAGGAAAUGUCAGGUUCUACUUUAAAGUAUGAUAUGUGGAGCGUUGGUGUAGUAAUGUUAGAAUUGAUCUUAGGAUCACCCAAUGUUUUUCAGGUAAGUGACUUAACCCGUGUUCUUUUGGACCAGCAUCUUCAAGGCUGGAAUGACGGCUUAAAGCAGCUAGCAUACAAGUAAGUUCAUUCCAUAGGAAGGUCUGUGAUCAUGAUGUCAGUUGUAACAGUCAUGCUUUAUCUGAAUGAAAGCUCAGUUCUUACCAAAAAAGAAAAAAGGGAGUAGUAAGAUUAACCUAAUUCUUUUAAGGCAGAGGUCGUCGGAGGUGAAUCUAGAGAAUGUUUGGGGUGAAUUGUGUAGUCUGCCGUUUGUAGACUGUACAAGAUGCAAUGUUAUGUAGUGUUUUGAGUAGUCUGUGAUUCUGAAAGUUGUUUAUGUUAUGCUGCUUUUUUUCUUUUGGAUGAAAUUGGUAUGCUAUUUUAGCGAAGCGUUCAAUUAAAACAUAAACUGCCUUUUUAUAAAAGAAUAUUUGUUUCCUUCAAUUAUGGAAUAAAAUAGAGUUUUGGCUAAAGUUAGAAUGUUCUUUAUUUAUUUAGUUUUGCAUAAUUUGAAAUUUUAAAACAAUUUAAUGAUUUAUCUAAUUGUUUUUUUCUUAAAUGGAAAUCAGCCUUUUUAUUAAUGAUAAUGAGACUAAUGCUCCAAAUACGAGAGUAUUAUACUAAGAGCAAAAAAAACUAAUGGAAAAUACAAGCUGAAACUUAAACAAAGACUAUCUUCGGGCAACAUAAAUAUGAUGGAAACCUAAACACGAUUCCAAACAGAAAAUCAACAAGCCAAUCAAAACCACUCAAAGACAAUACAUCAAUAGAAAGCUAAAACUUUCUCAAAAUUAGCCCACUCAAAUUUAAAAUCUUGCACACCCAAAUCUUCAAGAUGAAAGGAGAAAGAGAAAGCCAAGAAGAUGCAAACAGCUGCCUCAAAAUUAUCUUGCCAAUGCAAUCCAAUACCCAGAGGAACUCAAAGCAGUCUUCCAAUCCACGAAGUCUUGCCAGUCCUGCCUUCAACGCAUUACUCCAAUUGUCAAAGAGAAAUCUGCUUUAGCAAUGUCAGUCUCUGAAAAAACCUCCAUACCACCUUGUAAGAAUGCCCCCGAAACUCCUUAAAGCUUCCAACUAAAGUCCAGCCAACAUCUUUUGACCUCUAGAUGCUUUUUUAUGAAUUCUUUAUCAAAGCUGGCUCUUAUUCUUGAAUUAGUACAAUGCCCGGAUUAAUUUCUUUAGAAAACUUUUAAGGAUCAGCCGCAUUGAUUUUUGUCUUUCUUCACUAAAAGAUCCUCUUUAGCUUGCUCUGUCUUGUUCCUCUCAAAACUAAGAUUCUUAAUCUCUCCUCCUCCUUAAAGGUGACUCUUCAAAUCCCGUACACGUGUUCACACUAGUUUUCUUGGAGUCCAAAUUUAAAUUCAUUGUCACUUCAAUGAAGGUAAUCGGCGUUGGCGAGGCAAAAUUCUGGCAAGCACCUUGUUACAAAGUUUCAAAGGGGUUACUUGUACAUGAAGGAAUAUUUUGGAUUGAUCUUAGAUAUUCCACCCUCUCCUGGAAGAAUGAAUCUUGAAUGGUUCCUUCAUCAUUCAAAGCUUGGUUUGAUCUCAUCAGGUCAAGUGGGUUUGAAAAGUCCUCUAAUGAUAAACGGCCCUUGGUUAGUGGAGGAGGCUCGAUCAUUUCAAAAUUACCCAAGUGCUUAGGUCGUUCAUGGAGUUGUGCAUUUUAAUUCCUGGGAGCUCCUCAAGAAGUUAUCAAAAAAGUGGUCAUCAAGGAGAUUCCCCAGCAUCCUGGCAAUGCUCUGAAGAAGUUUUUGCCCGCCAAAUAAAGAGUAGAGAU
Messenger RNA from Cucumis melo (muskmelon), 4869 nucleotides. Its product is annotated as probable protein phosphatase 2C 51. Gene Ontology annotation, molecular function: protein kinase activity; protein serine/threonine phosphatase activity; ATP binding. Lineage: Eukaryota; Viridiplantae; Streptophyta; Magnoliopsida; Cucurbitales; Cucurbitaceae. Gene Ontology annotation, cellular component: nucleus; cytosol. The record is from RefSeq and is a predicted model, not a curated record. Bases 176 to 3175 code for a protein of 999 amino acids. Gene Ontology annotation, biological process: protein dephosphorylation; protein phosphorylation. The transcript has 18 exons.